AUGAACAUCGCUCACACCAUCUUCGGCGUUUUCGGAAAUGCAACCGCUCUGUUUCUGUUCUUGGCUCCUUCGAUAACAUUCAAGAGAAUCAUCAAGAACAAAUCGACUGAGCAAUUCUCUGGCAUCCCUUACCCUAUGACUCUCCUCAACUGUCUCCUCUCCGCCUGGUACGGACUUCCAUUUGUGUCCAAGGACAACACGCUCGUGAGCACAAUCAACGGAACAGGAGCACUAAUCGAGACAAUCUACGUGCUCAUCUUCCUUUUCUACGCACCGAAGAAGGAAAAAGCUAAGAUCUUUGGUAUCUUCACCGCCGUAUUGGCCGUAUUCGCGACGGUGGCUCUCGUCUCUCUCUUUGCCCUCCAUGGAAACGGUAGAAAACUCUUCUGUGGUAUUGCAGCCACCGUCUUCUCCAUCAUCAUGUACGCUUCUCCACUCUCCAUCAUGAGAUUGGUGGUAAAGACGAAGAGUGUAGAGUAUAUGCCAUUCUUCUUGUCUCUGUUCGUCUUCCUUUGUGGUACCUCGUGGUUCGUCUAUGGUCUUAUCGGUCGUGACAUUUUCGUUGCACUACCAAAUGGGUUUGGAUGUGCUUUAGGGACACUGCAAUUGAUUCUCUACUUCAUCUACUGUGGAAACAAAGGCGUGAAAACUACAGAUGCCGAGAAGGACGAGAAGUCGAUGGAGAUGAAAGGAGAUGAAGAGAAGAAGCAGCCAAAUGUGGUUAUUGGAAAGCAAGAGCAGCAAGUUUGA
Molecule: messenger RNA, 750 nt
Organism: Microthlaspi erraticum
Lineage: Eukaryota; Viridiplantae; Streptophyta; Magnoliopsida; Brassicales; Brassicaceae
Source: the annotation of a GenBank genome assembly